Oncorhynchus tshawytscha (Chinook salmon) is the source of this 1845-nucleotide messenger RNA. RefSeq names its product probable asparagine--tRNA ligase, mitochondrial. Gene Ontology annotation, biological process: asparaginyl-tRNA aminoacylation. Gene Ontology annotation, cellular component: mitochondrion. Lineage: Eukaryota; Metazoa; Chordata; Actinopteri; Salmoniformes; Salmonidae. The record is from RefSeq and is a predicted model, not a curated record. Gene Ontology annotation, molecular function: ATP binding; asparagine-tRNA ligase activity; nucleic acid binding.
GUUCAACCCCAUAGAAGAAGACAAAGAAGAAGGAGCACCAAUAGCCAACCGCCGUUCAACCCCAUAGAAGAAGACGAAGAAGAAGGAGCACCAAUAGCCAGAGACCCAAACGGGAAGUGAUCUUCAACCAGGAUGCACGGGACAACGUGAAUGUCAACCAGUGUUUUAUAAACUGAAUUUAACCGUCAUAAUGAAGAAAUCGUCUACCUCUUUUGCAUUUUAGUAAUUGUAGCUCCAUAUUGCAUAAUAUAGCGUCUGUAACUAAACUAUUUAUUUGAGGCAUAUAGUAACAAUGUUGCCGGCUAAUAGGUUGUGGUUGUCUGAAGCAGCUCUUGGAAUGUUGCAAAGCCUUCGAUAUUACUGCCAGGAGACGCCCAGAAAGACCCGAAUAUGCGAGGCAAUCUCAAAUUUAGAUGUGGGAACAAAAAUCAAAGUGCAGGGCUGGGUUCGCUCUGUGAGACCCCAGAAGGAGAAUCUGUUCCUCCAUGUGAAUGACGGGAGCUCCCUUCAGUCUCUACAGGUAGUGGCCAGCUCAGAGCUCAACCACAGACUGCUGACGUUUGGGAGUGCUGUGGAGAUCUCAGGAAGCCUGGUCACGAGUCCCAGCCGCAAGCAGGACGUGGAACUGCAGGCUGACCAGAUAGAUGUGGUUGGAGAAUGUAACCCUGUGGACUUCCCCUUUAAGAUCAAGGAGAAACAUGGUCUGGAGUACAUCCGUCAGUUUCCUCACCUGAGGUGUAAAACCAACGUCUUCAGUUCCCUGCUGAGAAUACGCAGCGAAGCCACCACUGCUAUACAGCAAUAUUUCAAGGAGAAGGGCUUUAUUCAGGUCCACACCCCAGUCCUCACCUCUAAUGACUGUGAAGGGGCAGGAGAGCUCUUCCAGGUUGAGCCUGCAGGUCAGGAGAAGAACCAGGAUGAGGAAGGGCACCAACACUUCUUCUCUGUCCCAGCGUACCUGACUGUCUCUGGGCAGCUGCAUCUGGAGGUCACGGCUGGGGCGUUUCCUGGAGUGUACACUUUUGGACCAACCUUCCGGGCGGAGAACUCUCAGAGCAGACGUCACCUGGCUGAGUUCUACAUGGUGGAGGCAGAGAUCUCCUUCACACAGUCACUCGAGGAUCUAAUGAAGGUUAUGGAAGACUUGUUCAGGUCUACAACAGAACAUCUCCUAUCUCAGUGUCCUGAAGAUGUGGCUUUAUAUCACAAACAUGUGUCACCUGGAUACAGGGACUAUGUGGAUCUAAUGAUGAAGAAGAGGUUUAAUGUGAUAACCUACACUGAAGCCAUAAACAUCCUCAACAGCAGCUCCAAGAAAUUUGCUUUCAAAACAGAUUGGGGCUCUGACUUGCAGACAGAGCAUGAGAAGUACCUGGUGAAACAUUGUGGCGAUGUUCCUCUCUUCGUCACUGAUUAUCCCUAUGCCCUGAAGCCCUUUUACACACGAGACAACCAGGACCAGCCUCUACACACUGCAGCAGCAGUAGACCUAUGUCCCGGAGUAGGAGAGAUGUGUGGAGGUUCUCUGAGAGAGGAGAGACUGGACCUACUGAAGACACGUCUAGCACAGGCUGGUUUGGAUGAGACAUACGGAUGGUAUUUGGAUCUGAGGCGGUUUGGUUCUGUCCCUCACGGUGGGUUUGGUAUGGGCUUUGAGCGCUACCUGCAGUGUGUUUUGGGGGUCGACAACAUCAAAGACGUUAUUCCAUUCCCCAGAUACUCCCACUCUUGCCUUCUGUAAACUGUACACUGAGUAUACCAAACAUUAAGAACACCUUCCUAAUAUUGAGUUGCACCCCCCCCCUUCAGAACAGCCUCAAUUCAUCGGGACAUGGAUUCUACAAG